Amoebophrya sp. A120 is the source of this 5041-nucleotide messenger RNA. NCBI's taxonomy places the organism in Eukaryota, Dinophyceae, Syndiniales, Amoebophryaceae. The record is from the annotation of a GenBank genome assembly.
CAACCACGCUGCCGAUGAUCCUCGAUCAUAGCACCAUACGCAAUUCGAUGGAGCUGCGGAGACAGUUAGGCUGAUGUGUGGAGUUCCUGCUAGAGGUCCUAUCCAAGUAAAGUAAGUUGAAGUGGAAUAAGUCAGUCGAAAAUGCCCGACGUCGAUUCGUCGCCCAGCGACACUGGUGGCGUCGUUGGAUCGGCGCCUCCCACGAUCCUGCUUUUCCUCGCACUCUACGUGUUUGCGGCGCUGUUCAAGCGACGACUCCAAGAGGCCUACGUUCUUCUCCGGCGGAGCAACUACGUGAAAUGCACGCUGUUCGACUUUUUCCAGGAGAUGAUCUACUUCCGUCCAUUCAAGGACGAGGACACAGUUCUUUCCCUCGACGGUUGCGACGGCGACACGUUGAAAAGACGGAGGGCGGGCUUCGCGGACCUCUGCCAAGAUCUGCAAAAACUGGAGCAUUUGCACUGCGCCAACACACAGCUCGUCGACUGCAGAUUCAAGAAAGUGAAGGUACAAAAACGGGAUGGUUAAAAAAUGAAAUGAGUCGCGCUUUUCUUUUCAUACCUAUUUUUGCCAUUGCCCCCUUGUUGAAAGUGCGCUUCAUCCUGCGAUCUGAAGAAAAUCAUACACAACUCCACCCCAGGUCUUGUUCCCGCUGUUGAAAGAGCUAGAGCGGAAGUAUCCCAACCGCGUGGAAUCCGUCGAGGACGACGGGUGCACGGUGGUCUGCAGUGCGGCGCCGGGCGAGAAGACACACAAGAUGCUGUAUUUGAGUAUGGCAUUCUCAACUGUUACCUUCUCAACUGUUACAUGAGUUUGCAAUGCAAGAAUGGCAAAAAUGCAAUGGUGAAGAUUGCGCCUUUUGCAUUACAGGUACGGCGCAGAUUUAGAUGCUGUCUAGCCCUUUGGAAAUUUGUCAUGCGAAGCAGCUUGGUGAUAGUGAUACUGAUGAGAGUUCUGCAUGACAAAUCAUGUAACAGUUGAGAACGUAACAGCUGAGAGCGCCAUACUGAGCCUGGACGCUGUGCGGGUGUUCGGAAAGCAGUUUUAUGAGCAGGUACACCUGGAAGCGCAGAAGCGGUUUGCACAGUCCGCCGUAAACAGCAUCGCGAUCACACAGAAUCCCGAGAUGGAGAAAAACAUGGGACUUUGGCAGACCUUAACGGGCAUGCAAAAGUUUCGGUACACGCUGUCCGGGAGCGAAGCUGUGGACGCGUGCCUGAAGGUGCCAUAUGAUUUGAUAUCGUUAUCGUCCACCCCAACGUAGACACUUAGACCUACUUCCGAAGAGGACAAUGAAAAAAACGAGCGGCGCAGUUCUGCUGCGGUUUUGAAAUUAUUAAAGACUAACAAAACCAUACUAACAGGACGUGCGUCUGAGUACCGGAAAGAAGUACAUCGUUCGAUUCAAAUCUGCCUACCACGGGCACUAUCCUGUGCAAAAGUAUCGUACUCGUAGUAAUUGCAAUCAUGCAGCACAGAUCUUUCUCUUAAGGUAAAUCCGCAUUGCAAAUUUCAUUUCUCACGCUGAGGAAAUUUGUAAUGCUUUUAUACGAGUACGAUACUUUUGCAAGUCAUAGGCACACCACGGGCGUGGACGCCCUGAGCGCUCUCGGGGAGAACCACAAGAUGAUCUACUUGAAAGAGCUGGACGAGGAGACGUUGCUCUUUCUCGAAGAGUACCACUACCUGAUUGCCGGUGUCAUCGUGAACCCGAUGAUGUUUUUCACGGGACCCAACGCCAUGUCACCGCCUGGAGAAAAAAUGACCAUGGGAAAGCGGUCCAGGACGCUGCCAACCAGGCAAGAAUACGCGGACUGGCUACAUGCGCUAAACGAGAAGUGCAAAUACUGGUAUAGGCAGGUCUUUCGAAAAAUGCUUUUCUUCGCUAGAGUAAACUUUUUUCCGACCAACGACCUGGAAGUGCACGUGGGAGAGUGUUUGUGGGAAUGCGACUCAGAUGAAAAGGAGUGAUGAAUUAAUCAGUGAUGAAGCAUAACUGACAGAGCUGUAAGUAAGUACUUAGCUUAUAGCUUUCAACAUCACAAAAAACUACAGUACCAAGUACCUGACGCCAAUGGCGUUUAUCCUGGACGACAUUUACUUCGCCUUCCGCACUCCGGAGCUGUUUUCCUUCCAGUACUUCCGCAGCAAAACCAAUCAGCCUCUGGACCCGGACCAGAUCAUUCUGGGCAAGGGCGUGGCCGCCGGCUUGCCGUUGUCGGUGAUCUGCGGGAAGAAGGCUUUUGCGAUGAACUACGAUCCUGACUACCUGUUGAAGAUCAACUAUGGAAGUGUCAGAAUCGAAAUUGACAAAAUCGAAAUGAUUUGCCAUGCAUAAAAUGGAUUCCAGUUCGCGCCCAGUUUCUAAGUGGCGCAUGACAAAUUCUGGUGGUGCUUAAAUCCAGUUUGUAAUGCUGUUUAGGCAAAGAAGGCUGAUUCUCUCAUGCUGCUUUAGCAGCUCGAGCUAUAACCCAAAACAGGCUUACAAUCGGGCUCACUUGCCUGCUCUGCAACACACGUACUUCGCGUCAUGCAUUUCGUGCAUCACAAAUUUUUCGAUUUUGUCAAUUUCGAUUCUGACACUUUCAUAUCAACAAGGUCGUCGGAACGCUCUCCGCGUACCCGAUGGGCAUCGUGUCGUCCAACGUGUUUCUGGAAAAAUUCGUGACCCCAGAGCAGCUGAAGAAACUUCCGAUCGGAACAAGUAGUAGUGCAGGAAGUCCGUCCAGAUCUAAUACCUCCUCAACAUCAAACGGAGACUCCCCCGCCUCUACCACGGCUUCGUCUGACGAAGAUAUCAUGGGCGCAAAAAAGCAGAAAAUCGAGGACAACAUCAGAAAUUCCCUAGGCAUCGAGGAAGAUUCCCCCAGACCCGCACUGGUGGAAACCAUCUCCACGGCGGAACUGCGGACGGCGAACGGCAAAUUUGAUCUUUUCACCAAGGAAGUGAACGCGGCUUUUGAAAAGGAGAAAAUUCCGCUAAAACUCCGGAACUUCGCGAACACGUUCACACUCGAUUUUAAGUGCGAUUCGCUGUACAACUCGAUGUUUGUGCAGCACCUGAUCGCCAACAACGUGUUUGUGACCAACCAAAGCACCGGAAAGUUUAACCUCUUGCUCGACUGGACCACCGCGAAACACGACGGGGAGAGGAAGCAGUUGCUGACCGCGUUUGUCACCGCGGGGAGGCAAAUGAAGGAGCGAGGAUUUUUCGUCGAGAAGAAAAAGAUGCAGUUUUUCCUGCUGGCGAAGAAGUUUUUGUUCAGUUACUUAAGAAUCUGCUACGACCAAAUCAUGGAAGAUAAGCGGAUUGACAUUGAGGUAUUCCGAUUUUUUACACAGCUUGUGCUUCUUCACUUUGUCAAAUUUCAGAUGCACUCACCAAGCAUUUUUACAUUACUCUAAAAAAGAAAAACGAGAAGCGUGAUCCACGAACGAAUUUCACCUUUCCCAUAUCCAGGUAUCCCAUAACCAUCCGGUCAACAAGUUUACGCAUUUCUGGUCCAGUGUCUUCAUGAUCCUCUUUGCCUACACCUACAUUGGCUAUUUUGGUUGGUACAAGGAGGGCUUCCUCGUCUUUCUCAUCACCCACGUCCUCCGGCAGGCGGGGCACUUCUUUUACGAAAAGCAGGACCGCAACUACGAAAAACUCAAGUUCGGGCACAAGGACGGGUCGAAGAAGGCCGCCGCGGUCGGAAUUGCCGCGGCAAUCUACGUGUUUGUGUACCUGAAAAGCAUCCUAUCAAAAGGAAAAAUCCCCCCUCCCCAUAUCAAAAACGAAAUUUGUGUUGCUGUAUUUGAGUACACAAAUCGUUAUUGCUAGAAGGCCAAGAGGCGCAGUUGCUUCAUCGUUUGGAGCAAUUUGUCAUGCUAUUUCCCGUUGCCAGUUGCUUCCUGUCAUGCUGAAGACGCAAGGCGUCCCUGCGCCAGCCAGCACUACAAUCCGCAUCUCUUCCCUUCUAGCAUCACAAAGCUGAUUUGUGACCACAAAUCUGCAUCACAGAUUUCCGUUUUGAUAUUGGGAGGGGGCAUUUUUCAUUGUAAUACAUCCUCGUGUCCAUCAACACCACUCUGGGCACGUGGCGAAAUUUUGUGUGGCUCUACCGCGUCAGUUUCCUGCCCUUCAUGAUGGAGCGGUUGGGGUACUGGGGCGGAUUGGAGGAAGCGAGGAAAAACUACCGAAUUCUGGAGCAGAAUCCGACGGAGUUUCAGUUCUGCAGCUUGUCGGACGAGCAAUUUGUGGUGUUGUCGGGUCUGUUCACGAUCGUGCCCCAUUUCGCCGACAUCGUGCACGAGUUUGGGUGGGUGCGCGGAUGGGAAUGGUUUUUGAAAAUCCUCACCGACCCGUUUACCGACCUGUUGGACUUUUACGAACACUGGAUCAUUCACCCGAAGGAGUUUUUGGACUUGAAAAAGCAAUUUGGCGUGUACGAACUGGACUACGAAACGAAGAAAGUCAAGGACUGUGAGCAGGUAGUUGGUGAAACCGAAGCGAAAAAGCGAGUUUGAUAAGUGACGUAUUUGUUUGAGUGUGGGUUGCGCCACUAACUGCACUGCCAGUACGAAGUUAUCGUCGCGGACUACGACUAUUUUCCAAAAUGUAUCGCGCCCGCACUAUAGGACUGGGAGUCAUCAGAUUCGAAGAGUUCUUCUUGUAUCGGAGAAGUUCAAAAACAGGAACAGCGGCACGACAGAUAAAUAUACACUUCUGAAGAUAAUGGCGCUCCGAUGAAAACAGUGGACUCUGUCUUCCCGCCUCACAAUUCAUGAUUACUCAAAACGCACAUACAAGAAACAGUACCGGAAGUAAAGCCCUACAAACAAUAAACCGUAUUUGCAGAAACUGUACACUACAAUAGCGACAUAGGCUACGUAAAAUGAAUGACUACUUUAUUGCACCCUUCUGGCGCAUCGAUUUGCUUGAUUAUAUCUUCAGAGACUCGGCGUGGCGCUCGCUUUUUGGCUACUUGAAACCUCAAGCAAAGCUUAAUUUGCAUGGACAGUACUUACAAAUCUGAUGAAGAUUUUCAGCAGUCUAGAU